AUGUCAAGUAUACCACUAUAUUUAAAGAUAAAGGGUGCAGAGGACCUGCAAAAGACACCUACUUUUUUGCAAGAGAAUGAAGGGUCGAUCAAAUUUCAUGGCAAACCUUACGAUUUUGCAAAAAUACUAACAGAUACGAGUAAGGAUGAAGAAUAUAAAGAGUUAGUUGAAGUUCAAUCUGAUACUUUAUCGUGCUUUAUUUUUAUGGGCCCUACGGGAGCCGGGAAGACUACUACACUAAAAAAAGUUGCGCAUCUCAAGUGUGCAAGUUUGCAAAGACGGGAAGUAGAAACUCAACUUACUGCUUUUGAAAUUAGUGAAAAUAGAUACGUUGUAGACUUGUUAGGUGACAAAAGCGAGGGGAAGAAAGAGUACUUAAGUACGGUACCGAUGGAAGAACAAUUACGGAAGGAGCUGUUGACAAGACAGAACUCUUCAGCAAUGAUUUCUUCCAUCUUUAAUAGGAGGAAGACUCAAAAAACUUCUUUUAAUGAACACUCAAGCAGGUCAUGUCUUAUAUUGACGUUCUUUUAUGAAAAUACAAGAGUUACUUACAUUGACUUGAUUGGGAACGAGCGCUUUCAUAAAUCGCUUCCAUCUUCAAAUGUAUUUGCCAACGUCAGCAUGUCAGCGAUUACACAAAUGCUUACUAGAAGAGAGUUAGGCGGUCGGUCAUCUAGUUUAAUAACUAACUUGAUUUUUAAAACUGAAGCUGAAGUUUCAAAGAAGAUUGGAAUAAUGUUAAAUUUGGAUCUUUAUGGAGAUCCAACUUUGAUAAAAUCUACUCUUAACAAUAUUGCAGAACUAGUUGCUAGAUUUAGAUUGAAAUGCUCACCUAGUCCAUCUAAGCUUACUUUUUCUAGCAGCAAUAUGCCUCAUUAUGCUCAACCGACUGCGUCUUCAUCGAGUCCAUCUAGAAGGGCUCACAGAAGUCCAACGAGGGUAAGUAAUAAAAAUUCAUUUAUCAAGCCUAAAUCAUUGAGAAAGCAGUGGAAAAGUCCCUUGAAAACUCCUAUAAAGCCGGCGGUAACUACGUCGGCUAAAACAACGCUUGAAUCUGUAAUGUCACCUAUUAAAAACACGGUAGGCUUACCGGUUAAGUCACCAACUAAAUUGCCUGUGAAGUCGCAAAUAAAAUCGCCAAUUAAGUUGGCUUCUAAAGAAUCCAUUGCUCUGCCAGUUAAAUGUCCAGCCAAGUCACCAUCCAAGUCACCAGCUAAGAUACUGGGAAGGUCCCAAAUGAACCUGAUUAAAAAGUCCCCCAUUCGGACAGCUUCAACAACUUUACAGGAGUACAAUAAUCUUCAGUUAAUUAGUUUGAAGAAUAAGAUUGAUGAUUUUGAAUAUGAGAAUACUCGUUUGAAGGACGAGAAUCGUGAGCUUUUAGAGCAAUUAAAAGAUGACGAUCGAGAAGAUAAUGCCGAUUUGACGAUGCUCAAAUGUGAUAACACCUUGGAGUUAGUUGCUAUGAAGGCUGAAAUACAACAAUUGCAAAAGAAGAAUUUAGCCGAUGAGAAGAUGAUGGAGCAACAAAAAUUGAUCAAAACUAAACUAGAAGCUUUUAAAAGUGAGUUUUCUAACUUCAAAGAGAAUUCUACUUCCUUCAAGAAUCAAGUGAGUGGCUUAAAAGAUUUGCUAGAUGGCUUAAGGAGUGAAAAUGAAAGAAACAGUAAACUCUUGGAAGAAAAGACAAAAGAGGCUUUGAAGAUCCCUGCAAUGGAGCUAGACUUAAUCUCAACAAAGGAGGAAUUAGUCAAGAAAGACAAAGAAAAUACAAAAUUAUUAUUAUCGCUCCAAACUUUAGAGAAAGAUAAUGACAAUAUGAAAGAAAACAUAAAUGAAUUAAACCUGACGUUGGGAAGUUAUAAACAAGACCUCGAGAGCAAGGCCAGAAUAAUUGAACUGCUUGAAGCAAAGCAACAAACUCCUAGAAGGGCAUUGUCCCCCGUCAGAAUGAAUGUCCAAGAUGAUGGAACAGUUACCAAGAUAGGAUUCGAAGAAAUAGAUAACUUCGAAAAAUUUUUAAUGAGCAGUCCAAUUACUGCUACUCCAUUGAAAAGCAAUUUACAAUCUUCUAAUAGAGUGCUCACACCUUCUAAUAAGAGUGAAAACAUUAAUUCAGAGAAGAGGUUGAAGAGAAGAGGCUCACAGUUCGAUUCUAUUCACAAAAUACCCAAAAUUAAUACCUUUGUCCCGGGGAUCUAA
This is a messenger RNA of Priceomyces carsonii, 2205 nucleotides long. RefSeq lists its product as uncharacterized. NCBI's taxonomy places the organism in Eukaryota, Fungi, Ascomycota, Pichiomycetes, Serinales, Debaryomycetaceae. Gene Ontology annotation, molecular function: microtubule motor activity; microtubule binding; ATP binding. Gene Ontology annotation, biological process: microtubule-based movement. Bases 1 to 2205 code for a protein of 734 amino acids. The record is from RefSeq and is a predicted model, not a curated record. The transcript has a single exon.